AUGGAUUUCUCGGCAAUGUCGGAGUCUUUGGUUGCCCGGCUUCGAAAGCUGGUUCCGCAAGCCUUCGAGGAUGGCUUUUGUCACGACUCACCUUUGAUGUGGCGCGAGCGGUUCCUGCAGUUUUGCCAGUAUGGCAACAGCAUAUUGGCAUCGGCAAUGGAGCGAGUGGAGGGCUUGCAGACGUCCCACAUCAUGGGUUUGGACGACAGCGAAUCCAUGGAGACGGAGCGGGGGUUUGACAAUGGCCACGCGGGUACUUCCCGGAGGCCCUUUCGCCACUGCAGUUUGGGCCAAGCUGUAAAAGAGAAGGUUGCUGCUUUCUUGGCCGACUUGAUGCUCCUCUGCGAUGCCGUGGCCGUUCGAGUUGUUCUGCAUCUUCCGAUGCAGGAAGCCCGGUUCUUCGAGGGACACCCUGCCUUGCAGGAGGCGGAUCGGCGCCUGAAGUUCACGAAGUGCUUCUUCCCGAUGUCCACAUUCGGUUGCUGCAAGCAGCUGCUGGGACAAGCACUUCAGGUUUGCGAUCUAGUGCUUUUGCGGCACCGACGUUCGGUUGAUUCGCUAAUGGCGAUUAAUCUGCCGCGAUUGCUGGAUGCAAUGGCACGAGAUCUGGUUCUCCAGGACUUGGAUGAGUGCUUCAUGCUGCAGCGGUGUGCUGGGAAUCCUUAUGGGGAUCCGAGAGCCCGGCGAUGUGAUUUCAGGCUGGAGGACGUGGACUGCUAUGUCACACGGUCGACUGGGUCGACGAUCGUGGUACCACGGCCGCAUUGUGGGGUUUUGUGCUUGGUGUGCCUUGCUUUUUUGGGGUGGAUUCUCGGCUUGCUGAGUCGGCGAUGCAGACCUCAGUGCUGGACGCUCUCGGAGAGGAUCGCCCUAUCUGACCCAGAGAGCUUAAAUUCUAAUUCGAUGAAAUCGAAGUCGGCCAAGAAAGAUGAUAAAAAGAACAAGAAAGAGAAGAAAGACACGAAAGGUGACAAGAAGAAGAAGAAGAAAGGUUCUUCCUCAGACGAGGAGAAUGACGAGGACAGCUCCGAGUCGUCGCAGUCCUCGCAGGGGCUGUUUUCCGAGAUCCAGGCGAUGUUUUGCCUUCGCCAGAAGGAUCUGGCAAGGCAGAGUGGCCAGGACAAAAUGGAUGAUUUGACGACUCGCCAGAUCGCUUUCGUGAUCUCCGGCGCCGGGGCCGGCUCCUACCUGGCGGCCGCCGAUCUCCAGGAGAUCGGCGGCGAGCUCGAAGCAGUCCACAGCGACAGGGCUCAGCACGUGAAGAAGACGAAGCAGAAGGUGGAGGAGAAUCAGGCGACAGCACAGGCUGCCUUGGCUAGCACUCUGUGGAGGAAGCGACUUGCGAAGUCUUGUUUCUACGGGGCAGCUUUGUUGGACAAGUUCAAGGAUGUUUUGAAGAAGAAAUGGAGGAAACAAGAACUGGAAAACCUCUUGGAAGCUGAGAUAGAGAAGCUCCGCAAGGAAGCCACCUCCGAUCUGCAGGAGAGCCUCACAAAGGCAAAGGGAAAGGACCCAAAGCCCCCAAAGAUCAAGGCUAGCAAAGCCGCUGUUAAGGAGGAGGCUGUGAAGGAGGAGGAAGAGGAGGGCUCUCCGAAGGGUGAAGAUGAUGAUGAAGAUGAUGAAGAUGAUUGUGCUAGCCAGAAAUCGGAGGCAAGCGGCGGGGCAAAGGUCAAAGAGGAGAGUGCCGACGAAGAUCAGCCGGAGCAGGAGCCAGCUGAGGAGGAGGAGGAAGCUGAUUCCUCAGACCAAGAUCUCUUUGCGGGCACGUUUGCCCGUAGCCGAAACAUGCCGCCAAGCAAGCAAGACGCCGGCACAAAGUUCGACCAGCUUUCCCCGCAGCUUAAAAAGCAAGCCCAGAGCAUCGAGCAGUCUGUGCUAAAGUCAUUGCCCAAAGACAUCCCCCAGCAGCUCGACUGA
This is a messenger RNA of Symbiodinium sp. CCMP2456, 1917 nucleotides long. The record is from the annotation of a GenBank genome assembly. Lineage: Eukaryota; Dinophyceae; Suessiales; Symbiodiniaceae.